Molecule: messenger RNA, 1734 nt
Organism: Musca domestica (house fly)
Lineage: Eukaryota; Metazoa; Arthropoda; Insecta; Diptera; Muscidae
Exons: 2
Coding region: 1-1734 (577 amino acids)
Source: RefSeq, a predicted model, not a curated record
AUGAAGUUAACGUUAGUUUAUUUUUUGAUUUUCUUAAAAAAUUCUCAAGCCGAGAGUCCUUUGGAGAUAAUUUCAAAAUUUUAUCAGGAAUUUGAUAUCUACACCCUGCUGAUAUUUACCAAUAAUGGAACGCGGGAGCUUCUGCAAGAUUUUCAGCAGCCUCAAUUGGUAAUAGCUGGUGAGGAUGGAGGGAAUGGUACAUUCAAGGAUCUGAGGCAAACCCAGGGCGAAAGGGUUUUGAGCUUUGUUAGCCUGGAUGACAUGGAGUUCAGUUAUCUGGAGGAGGUAUUCAAACCGGUAUUGGUUAAUUUGCAUUUGGCCAAUAUUAUUUUUUACACCAAUGGAAAUUGGUCAACGGAGGAGGAGGAUGGAGGAGAAGAGCAAUGGUUGUGGUUAUUUGAGUGGUGUUGGCAGCAGGGAUUUUGGCAUGUCCUUUUGGCGAGUGGAGGUGCAGAAGUGGAAAAUAAAUAUCUCAGCAUGGAUUCGAUACCGCAAAUGAAAAUGAAAUCAGUUUCCUUGGAGGAAUAUUUUGAAAUGAAACGGAAUCGAGUGGUGGAUUUACAGGGUUACCCCAUCAAGGUGGCGGUGGGCAACAAUCCACCCAGGGUUACCGCCUUUUUCGAUGAGGAGGAAAAUUUACAGCUGGGCGGAUUUUAUGGCAACACCAUUCUAAUGUUCACCGAGGCCAAUGCCACCUUGGAAUAUAUUAUCAUGCCGAACAUGUCUCAAUAUUCGAUUUUAAGUUGCAUCGAAUCGAUUGUAACCCAAACAUUGGAUAUUUGUUCGGAUGCCAUACUCUUUGGCACGGGUGUUGAGACCACAAGGCCACAAAUAAUUGUCACCAGCCGCUUGGUGGUACCGUUCGAUAGGCCAUUGGAGAAUUACAAUUAUUUCCGCAUGCCAUUUACCGAGGAGGUGUGGAUCCUGAUUGCCAUCACCUUUGUGAGUACCCUGAUUCUGCUGAUGUUGGUGGAGUACAAGGAAUAUGGAGAGCUACGCAUCAUCAAUAGCCUGUUUACCACGUUUCAGGGAAUAAUCUGUGCCGGCUUUAGUGUGGAGCACUUUUCCCUACCUUAUCACUAUGGCGUGGAAUCCAUACUUAUUUUCAGUGGAUUUAUGCUGUCGAACUACUAUUUGGCCAUCCUGUCGGCCCUAUUGCUUACCAAGAUCUAUAAACAUGAAAUCGAUUCCAUUGCCGAUGUCAUUAGUCAUAAUUUGACCAUAGUGACCACGGGAUUCCAGCAGUAUGUCCUUGAAAUAACCGAUGCCCCUGCGGAGAUCCGCCGCCAGACGGUGCUCUUUACCGAGGAGGAAGCUGUGGCCAAUAUGCGUGCCCUUAAUCCGGAAUAUGUUUACUUUGGCAUUGAUGCCGAGGUGGAUUUUUUACUUUACCAGCAGAAAUUUCUCUUGAGGCCGAGAAUGAAAAAACUGGGUCAGGAAGCUGUGACCACGGAUAUAGGAGAAAUUCCCAUGCGUUUCUAUUGGCCUCUACAUGACCACUUGAUGUCCUUUAUGGAGAAUAUGUUUUGCAGUGGCCUAAUCAUGUAUCGUCAACUGGAAACUUUUGAGGAGGGUAUUCGGCGAGGUGACAUAGCAUUCAUACCCAACGAAGAUUUGUCCGUAGAGCCAUUGUCUUUGGAAUAUUUUGUAAUGUGUGGCCUGAUUUUGGCUGCAGGGGCUAAAGACUCGACCACAAAACCACCAACCAAUCGACCAACCAGCCAGCCCAUGUAA